AUGGAUGCCAGAGACAAGCAGCUUUUACGCUCCCUGCGCCUGGAGCUCUGCACAGAGGUGCUGGUGGAUGGAGUUGUUAUUCAGUAUCUCUACCAAGAAGGGAUUCUCACAGACAGUCAUGUUGAAGAAAUAAAAUCCCAAACCACCAGUCAGAGGAAAACCAUGAUGCUCCUUGAUAUUCUCCCCACCAGAGGACCCAAGGCUUUUGAUGUGUUCUUGGAUUCCUUACAGGAGUUCCCAUGGGUUAAAGACAAGCUGAUGCUGAAGCGUAAGGAAAUGACUGUACAAGAACCUGCAGUGUCAGUGUGCUUUGCGUGA
Molecule: messenger RNA, 318 nt
Organism: Pterocles gutturalis (yellow-throated sandgrouse)
Lineage: Eukaryota; Metazoa; Chordata; Aves; Pterocliformes; Pteroclidae
Product: death domain-containing protein CRADD-like
Exons: 2
Coding region: 1-318 (105 amino acids)
Biological process (GO): regulation of apoptotic process
Molecular function (GO): death domain binding; protease binding
Source: RefSeq, a predicted model, not a curated record